CUACGAUCACAUUCAAGCACGCAUGGUGGCGCUUCACCCCGAAAUCGAGAAGAGCGAGGUCGACGCCUUAUGCGAGCUAUUCUUGGCCCUUGGAGGAACUCGAUGGACCAACAGCACUGGAUGGACGAAGUUCGACAAUGCCGAGGCACUAAGAUCCGGGUACGGAAUGGCUUGGUAUGGGACAAAAUGGAGCAAAGGGUGCGUCAUUUCGAUCGACUUGCGGGGCAACAAUUUGCGAGGCACAUUGCCUGACGUUUUUUCCAAAAUGAACAAGUUGCAAGUCCUGAAUCUUGGCAACAACCCUUUGGUUACUGGACGAGUGCCCCAUUCCUUGAUGAAAGCGAAACACCUGCAGUACUGCUAUUUGGAUGGAACACAAGUGUUCGACAUCGUUGCGUCGCAUCAUGCUUAUGACUUCCACAUUACAAAGUACAUUUCAAGCUCCAAGGCAUCUGUCCGCGUUCGCAUUCGAAAUUCGACCUGGAUCGCAGAUGUGACGGAACAAGAAAUGUAUCUCGUUUCAACGAGCUUGCAAGCCGCAAGGGCGCCCCCCAGGCCCAACGUCAUCCAAAGGACUGCCCAUAACGCAACUGGCCCUGAACGAGUUCACGCAGCAAUGACUUUGCAGCGGAUUUAUCGAGAGUCCAGGGCACGCCGCAAAAUUCUGAAGCUAUCCGCGAUGGUCAGCGAAGUCGUUCAAGACGUCGAGGAUAUCAAGUCAACACAAGCGAUGAACAGAAUUUCGAUGUUGGGAGCUACGACAUCACUGAUUCAUGCCGAACUGAAGCGCCGCUAUGGAAGCGAAUCCUCAACCCACGUCUGCUAUCGUGGUUUGUUCGACGAGUACGACCAAGAACACACUGGGUUUGUGCAUUCAAAGGACUUAUUGUUGCUGUGUGGGGAUUUGGGCAUACCAAUGUCACCUCAAAGGUUUGAGAUCGCAAUGAAAGAGAUGAAUACCCCUAGUCAUGGCAAACUGAGCUUUGAAGAACUCUGUCAUUGGCUUGACAAAAUGGAAAAAUAAAUACUUGUUUGUGGAAUUCGUAAGGUGACUUCGUAAAUGCACAAAUUCAAUUAUCAAGUUCCC
Molecule: messenger RNA, 1087 nt
Organism: Aphanomyces astaci
Lineage: Eukaryota; Oomycota; Saprolegniomycetes; Saprolegniales; Verrucalvaceae
Exons: 5
Coding region: 23-1024 (333 amino acids)
Molecular function (GO): protein binding; calcium ion binding
Source: RefSeq, a predicted model, not a curated record